CAAAUUGCAGCUUGUAAGAGCUGCGUACUGACCCAACGUAGUCAAAAUAACCGACUAGGCAACGAAGCCGAACAAAUCAAUUUACAUACACAAUCGAUAAAGAGAAACCAGAUAGGUCUCGCUUUGGCCUUGUGAAAGAGGACCAGAAAAUAUUAUGUCUGUGUUACCUAUAUUAGACCACUAUAACCACAGCUACUUUGUGUUUUGGAAGUGCUCAAAUAUAGAUCAAUCAACAGCUGCCUGCCUUAAAGAAGUCAUUCCAAACAUAUUGAGCAAGAAGGAACUAGUUAUUUCGGUUGAAAACCCUAUCCGUAUUCUUAGUGUUGGUAGUGGCAGAGGCGAAUUGGAUAUGGUAAUCUUACGAUCAAUUUUAGCCGGCUAUAAAGCGGGAAGAGCUUUAAUACAUCAAACGGUAGUGGAACCCAGCAAUUCAUCUUUGGUGGAUUUUAAGAAAGCCGCUGCAAGUGACGAUAUUCCAGAAGUGGUUUUCUCUUUUCACCCCACAACUUUCCAAGAGUUCUCUAAUGGUAAUCAAAGAGAGAGAAAGUACUUCAUGAUUCACUUUCUGCAUAGUAUUUACUACAUGGAUAUAAAGACAGCUUUAGCUUGGUCGUAUGACAACCUCCAAAACGGCGGUAUAAUUGUAUGCCUUGUGCGAACAGCCCAGCAACCAAUAUACCAAACUCUAAAGAUGCUUGCAAGUUUAAAAGGCAAAGCCUUCUGUCAUAUCUGCAGUGAGGAUGUUACCGACGUUAUCAAGGAGAAUGGCUGGGAAUUCGAGAAACACGCAGUAAAAUUUUAUCUUGACCUCAAAGAUAUCCUCGAUGCAGAAUCCACCGAGGGUAACCUAUUGCUGGAUUUUCUAACUCUUACACCUUAUUUCAGGAAGACAGAACCUAUUGAGAUUGCCCAACAAAUUGAGGAAUUAAUUAAAGAGCUUUCUUACAUACAAGAUGGAAAAAUGGUAGCCAAGUUUGAUAGCGAGUUAAUAGUUAUACACAAGUGAUUAUCACAAGACCUUUCGAGUAAACCUUUAGGUACAAAUAUAUUUUUAAUUAAACAUUGUCUAAAGGUGGUACGGUAGUACGGGUCGUAGUACAGGUCAACCAAGUCCACUGUAUGUACGAAUAAAAUUAAAAUGGGGUCAAUGUCACGCUGUGUGACGUUUGUAGAGUACUAAGGAUGUAUAGUUAAAAUUAACGCCGUUCAUUCUACUAUGAAAUAAAAUCGUAAAAAUCUCAAUAA
Molecule: messenger RNA, 1245 nt
Organism: Nematostella vectensis (starlet sea anemone)
Lineage: Eukaryota; Metazoa; Cnidaria; Anthozoa; Actiniaria; Edwardsiidae
Product: histamine N-methyltransferase B
Exons: 1
Coding region: 155-1006 (283 amino acids)
Molecular function (GO): N-methyltransferase activity
Source: RefSeq, a predicted model, not a curated record